Messenger RNA from Mesocestoides corti, 1689 nucleotides. Lineage: Eukaryota; Metazoa; Platyhelminthes; Cestoda; Cyclophyllidea; Mesocestoididae. The record is from the annotation of a GenBank genome assembly.
AUGACAAAAGCGGUGACAUUCUCAUUUAACAAGGUCUACAAUGGUGUUGUAACAGUUAGCUGUGAAGAGUCUAUUGAUGUCCCAAUCUGUCAGCCGUUUAAUUGGCUGCUAUCAAGACUUCUUCUCUCCCACAACAUUCCAAAGUUUGCUGAAAAAGACUUCUCCGAUGACCUCAAAAACUUUGUUAUGGAGCAAGAAAAACGCUGUGUCGAUGAGCGAUUGACUCGUCUGUAUGAUAACCUCACAUCAGAUGACUCCAAGCCAUCGCAGAUUGCAGCCUCUAUAACGGCACGAGUUAAUGAGCGCGUCUGCGAUCGGUUCCAAGCUGAACCUCCUACAGACGAGGAAAUUUUUGGCCAGACUUACACAAAAAUUGUUCAAUCGCCUGCCGCAAUGGAUCUCAUUCAACUGGAGCAGUCUUUCGCCAUAGCCGUGGAGACAGAAGUUGCCGAGAGAAAUCGCGUUUUGCGAGGUCUCCAAGACAGCAUCGUCAGUCGGACUGAAGCGCUUCUCUCGAAAGACAACGAGGUGAUACCAGUCGCCGACGCCGUCUCGGAACUUCAGCGUCAAUUCCACUCCGAAUAUGAGGUACAGAGGAUGACGUGGAAUAGCCGGAUCAGCGAUUUGAAGGAGACCCAGCGUCAGGACUACCGAAACUUCGUCAUGUCUGUCGAAGAACAACUUCUGCAGGCGAGCCUGGAAAAGUCGAAGCCGUCAGUCACGGAGAGCCCAGUUAAAUCUGUCGAUCGUAACCAGGCCACUGGUUUGAGAACUACGGCGCCUCACGCCGAUUCCGCAGAACCACGCUCUGAAAGCUUCAUGAUACAACUGGGGCGUCAGCUUAGAACGUUUUACAAUUUGAAGCUGGUUCAAGCCGACCCGAUGGAUCUUAUGACGACAGUCGUGCCCACCGCCACCUCCAGUAACCACCUGAGCGUGGACGUGACCAUCAACUUGGCGGAACGCCUAAGCAGCGCGCUUGCUGUCUACUCCCAUGAAUUAACCGGAUUAGUCAUCGUUGCGGAUAGUCAAAUGUUCCACUCGACGGAUCAACAGCGUUUCGCGGAAGUUUGUGAACGUUCAACCGACUUCCACUUUCCCGAACUCGAUUUGCAAAUGGCGGCGAUUCAAGAGACCAUGGAUAAACACGAUGAUUCCACAGAAAAUCCUACCAGCAGUCGACGUCGCCGUCCAAAAUUUGGCGAUGUAUACCUCACACGACACUCAAACCUUCGAGCCAGUGCCAUUGGUGGAAAUGCUGGAGGCGGUGGCGGUGUCCAGGUGGUCUUCCACGUCGUCGUAGACGGCGAUCAGUCGUGUGCCGCCGCAGACGAUAAAGCACCACCUGCUGGUCGUUUUCCAGCCUACCUAAGUGCGGCUCUCUCCGCUGUACUGCGCGCUUGUUUCCAGUACGACAUUACCACCCUCUCUAUACCCCUCCUACUAACUCGGCGGAUUACUGAUAAUAUGACCUUGGCCUGGUGCCACCGUCGCGCCGAGGGUGUUCUGAGGGCUGUGAAGGGCGCACUCAUGGAGCUGGCAAGCCUCCGAGGUGGCAGCCAGGUCCUGCGAACCCUCAUCUUCCUCAUUCCGCCCGACCUGCCGCCAAAGUUUUUCGACUCCUUCUCCGGCCUCGUCAAUGCCUCCUUCCAACAGGCCAAUCCCAUCGUUCCCACACCAGCCUCCUAG